AUGUCACAGAUACUACCUAAUACGAAUACUCCUAUUCAAACACCAUCUUCAGAAUCAUUUAAUAAUAACAACCUCCACAUCAAUAAUGAUGAAAAUAAUGAUUUAGAUAAAGAAUCAUUAAAUGAUCAUAAACCCACCGAAGAUGAUAACAUUGAUUCAUCAUUAUUAGAAAAACAAUCACAACAAAAACCAUCUCAUGAACCUUUAUCACCACCAAAUCCUACUCCAACUCCAGAAAAAAGGAAAUUAGAAGAGAAUGAGGAAGAUCAUGGAGAAAAAGAAGAAGAAUCACCAAGUAAAAAACUUAAAAUUGAAGAAAAUAAAAAUGGAGAUAUCCCUAAUACUGAAAGUAAUGGAGUUUUAGCUACUGAACCAAAUAAUGAACCAACAACAGAAGAAAAUAAACCAGAUGAAACAAAUCUUGUUCAAGAAUCAUCAACCACUGUAAAUAAUAAUGAUGUAAUAAAAGAUGAAAAUGAACAAGAAACUUCAUCAACCACACAGCAAGAUAAUGAAAUAAAAGAAGAAGCAACGACUACAACAGAAGCCACAACAGAACCCACACAACCAUCAUCAGAUCAACCUACGCAACAAACAAAAGAAUUACCUAAAGUACCUGCACCAAAACCACCAGCUGAACCAGAUAUGAAUAAUUUACCAUCAAAUCCAAUGCCACAACAUCAACAAAAAUUUGCAAUAAAUACAAUAAAAAAUAUUAAACGUUUAAAAGAUGCAAAUCCGUUUUUAUUACCAGUUGAUAUAGUAAAAUUAAAUAUUCCAUUUUAUUAUAAUUAUAUUGAAAGACCAAUGGAUUUAUCAACUUUAGAAAAAAAAUUACAAGUUUCUGCUUACCUGGAAAUUUCUGAUUUUAUUGAUGAUUUUAAUCUUAUGGUUAAUAAUUGUAUAAAAUUUAAUGGAGAAAAUGCAGGUAUAUCAAGAAUGGCAAAAAAUAUUCAAGCAUAUUUUGAAAAACAUAUGAUGAAUGCUCCACCAAAAGAUUUACCACCACCACCAGCUCAAUCAUCAUCAUCAAUAUCACCAGAAUCAUCUAAAAAAAGAAUAAUUGAUUCUGUUGCUUCAUCAAGACCAAAAAGAAAAAUUCAACCACCAAAACCAAAAGAAUUACAAUAUGAAAAAACAACAAAAAAAGAUCCAAUAAUGAGAUAUGCAAAUGAAUGUAUAAAAUCUUUAAAUUCUCAAAGAUAUAAAGAUUUAAAUUGGGUAUUUUUAGAUCCAGUUGAUACUCAAUUAUUCCCCACUUAUUUACAAAUUAUAAAAAAGCCAAUGGAUUUAGGUAAAAUUCAAACAAAAUUAAAUAAUAAUGAAUAUAAUAAUCCAGAAGAAUUUGAAUCUGAUGUAAAAUUAGUUUUUUCAAAUUGUUAUAAAUUUAAUCCUGAAGGUACUGAUGUAAAUAUGAUGGGUCAUAGAUUAGAAUCUAUAUUUAAUGAAAAAUGGAGCAAUAAACCUCAACCACAAAUUGAAGAAGAAAUUGAAGAUGUAUAUAGUUCAGAAGAAGAAGAAGAAGAAGAAAUUAAUGAAAAUAUGUUAUCCGAUAUUCCAGCAAUCCAAUUUUUAGAAAAUCAAUUAAUUCGUAUGAAAAAAGAAUUAGAUGAAUUAAAAUCUCAACAUUUAAAAAAAUUAAAAGAACAACAACAAGCAAGAAGAAAUAAGAAAAAAAAUAAAUCAACCAACAGAAAAGGAUCAUCAAAUAAAUCUAAAAAACAUCAUCAUCAUCAUAAUUCAAUUUCUUCAAAUCAUCCAGUAAAAUUUACACCACCUCAACCUGUAGUUACAUAUGAAAUGAAAAAACAAGUUUCAGAAAUGGUUCCCAAUUUAUCAGAAAAAAAAUUAAAUCAAUUUAUAAAAAUUAUUCAAGAUGAUGUUCAAAUAAAUAAUGAAGAUGAAGUUGAAUUAGAUAUGGAUCAAUUAGGUGAUUCAACUGUUUUAAAAUUAUAUGAAUUUUUAUUUGGUGAAAAAGCUUCUUCAACAUCUGCUUCGAAAAAUAAGAAAAAGAAAUCUCCGGUUGGUGACGAUGAAAUGGCUCACUUACGUCAUCAACUAGCUUUAUUUGAUGAAAAUACCAGUAAUUCCAAUGGACAUGAGCAAUUAAAUAAUAUUGCUCAUGUACUGGAUGAUUCUGAUGAAUCAGAAUCUUCUAGUGAGGAAGAAUAG
Molecule: messenger RNA, 2172 nt
Organism: Lodderomyces pseudojiufengensis
Lineage: Eukaryota; Fungi; Ascomycota; Pichiomycetes; Serinales; Debaryomycetaceae
Gene: BDF1
Product: chromatin-binding protein
Exons: 1
Coding region: 1-2172 (723 amino acids)
Biological process (GO): chromatin remodeling; regulation of DNA-templated transcription
Cellular component (GO): chromatin; nucleus
Source: RefSeq, a predicted model, not a curated record